AUGGGUUCAUAUCCGCAUCUGAUUCAAGGUCGACUGGCUUACAUCACUCCUGAUAGCCAAGCUACGGGAGUCAGCAUCGCAACAUGGUUCCUCGCCACGACCUUUCUGAUCAUGUACCUCUCGGGUCAGACCGUGAAGUACCUCAUGCUUCAACGAUUCCGACUGGAUGAUUAUUUCAUGCUGCUUGCCACGAUAUUCUCGUUCGGGUUGUCUGUAUCAUAUUCCAUAGCAGCAUCCAACGGACUGGGAAACCGCACUGUUUCUAGUGAGCAGAUGAGCACCAUCCAGAAGGCUUACUACGCUGCCGACGUGCUAUAUGUCCCCUCCGUGUGCUUGGUCAAAAUCUCCCUGUUAGUCUUCAUACGUCAGAUUGCCAUCGAAACAAGGCUAUCACGUUUCGUCCUGUCACUGGUCGGUUUCACCGCUGUCGGCGGCGUCGCAGCCACGUUGGCGGCUGCAUUCCAGUGCCAAACCCCUACAACAUGGGAGAUAUUCACCCCCAAGUGCUUCAACCAGUCGGGGUUUUGGGUUGGAUUUGGCGUCAUCGACAUGCUUACUGACGUCUCAAUCGUCGUCGCCUCUGUGGUUCUUGUGUGGAACGUUCAGCUUGCAUUUUCGCGGAAAGCGGUCGUCGUAGCCUGCUUUGCUCCCCAAAUUCUUGUCAUUAUAACGGCGGCAUGUCGACUAGCCUAUCUUGUACCGGUCACUUCGUAUGACAACCCGGCAUUCCGCUCGUGGAUAGCUGUGGUGUGCACGGAGGUUCAAGUAUGUUUGAGUGUAUCCACUGCUUGCAUUCCGGGCGUGAAACCGCUUUUCGAGGCGAUCGAGGCCGGUGUUUGGCAGUCUGAUGAACUUCGCCGCCGUGGCCUUUCACUGGACAAUCUACACAGCAGAGGAUACCUGAAGAACACGGGGAGCUGGAUGGAGUUGUCGGACGCUGUCUCUAACAGCAGGACGAAUAUGGCUCCAAGUGCAGCAUCUCGCAACAUAGACAGCCGCGAGGGCGUUGACCAAGCUUCUAUUCAGUCAUCGUCUCAGGUCGACCGGGAUUAUGUCAGGAGAGCAUCCAUUCAAGAGCAUGUUUGA
Messenger RNA from Anthostomella pinea, 1086 nucleotides. NCBI's taxonomy places the organism in Eukaryota, Fungi, Ascomycota, Sordariomycetes, Xylariales, Xylariaceae. The record is from the annotation of a GenBank genome assembly.